Molecule: messenger RNA, 1554 nt
Organism: Cucumis melo (muskmelon)
Lineage: Eukaryota; Viridiplantae; Streptophyta; Magnoliopsida; Cucurbitales; Cucurbitaceae
Product: peptidyl-prolyl cis-trans isomerase CYP40
Exons: 9
Coding region: 132-1217 (361 amino acids)
Biological process (GO): protein peptidyl-prolyl isomerization; protein folding
Molecular function (GO): peptidyl-prolyl cis-trans isomerase activity; protein binding
Source: RefSeq, a predicted model, not a curated record
UUAGAAAUAAAUAGCGGGAGAGGAACCAAGACGGCAAAAGAACGAAAAACAAAAAACUAAACGGAGAGACCCUCCUCCUUCUCCUUCAUCUUCUCCACAAACACUCCAAAAUCUAACCCACACCCACCGCCAUGCCCAUGCCAAGGUGCUUCUUAGACAUUACCAUAGGCGGAGAGCUUGAAGGAAGAAUCGUUAUUGAGCUUUACAAUGACCUCGUUCCUAAAACUGCCGACAAUUUCAGGGCGCUUUGCACUGGUGAGAAAGGCAUUUCUCCUGACACCGCUCUUCCUCUCCAUUUCAAGGGUGUUUGCUUUCAUCGUGUAAUCAAAGGGUUUAUGAUUCAAGGUGGGGACAUUUCCGCUGGCGAUGGUACUGGGGGAGAAUCUAUUUAUGGUUUGAAUUUUGAAGAUGAAAAUUUUGAACUGAAACAUGAAAGGAAAGGAAUGUUGUCUAUGGCUAACUCUGGUCCCAAUACCAAUGGGUCUCAAUUUUUCAUAACAACAACACGUACACCUCAUUUGGAUGGAAAACAUGUAGUCUUUGGGAAGGUGGUGAAAGGAAUGGGAGUAGUUCGUUCAAUUGAACAUGUUAUAACCGGUGAGAAUGAUCGUCCAACUCUUGAUGUUGUAAUUGCGGAUUGUGGAGAAAUCCCUGAAGGUUCCCAUGACGGCGUAUCAAAUUUGUUCAAGGAUGGUGAUAUCUUUCCUGAUUGGCCUGCUGAUCUAGACCAGAGUCCUUUUGAACUUUCUUGGUGGAUGAGCGCUGUGGAUUCUAUCAAGGCUUUUGGUAAUGUACAUUUUAAGAAGCAAGAUUACAAGAUGGCUCUCAGAAAAUACAGGAAGGCUUUGCGAUAUCUUGACAUUUGCUGGGAGAGAGAAGGGAUUGAUGAAGAGAAAAGUACGUGUCUGAGGAAGACCAAAUCGCAGAUAUUCACAAACAGCUCUGCUUGUAAACUGAAGUUAGGGGAUCUAAAGGGAGCAUUAUUGGACACUGAAUUUGCAAUUCGUGAAGGGGUGAACAAUGUAAAAGCCAUGUUCCGCCAAGGCCAGGCACACAUGGCUCUUAAUGACGUUGAUUCUGCAGUUGAAAGCUUUAAAAGGGCAUUGGAUUUGGAGCCAAAUGAUGCUGGAAUAAAGAAAGAGCUGGCUGCUGCUAAGAAAAAGAUUGCUGAUAGACGUGAUCAAGAGAGGAAAGCAUAUGGCAAGAUGUUCCUAUAGGACUUUGCUACCCUAAUGGUUUUGUUUUGGAGCCAGAUGUGAAGAUAGAUAUCCAGUUGUUAAUGGCCGGUUCGAUCAUACAAAAUUGCAAUUGAAAGGUGAGGAUUGAUCCCAUCAAGUUUUGAGAUGAUGAUUAGUAUCUUAUCUAUUAAGCUACAAGAUUGCAGUUUGUAUAGUUACCUAAUCAAUGAAAAUAUAUAGAUAGACAAAUAAGUAGCUUUUUGUGAUUUUUGUUAUGGAUACUUAUCAAUUUUGUUUAAACAAUUGUAAUAUACAAUAUGGUUGGUGUAAUCUUGAACUUGGGAUUUGAAUUAAAUGGAAAAUUAGAAGUUACUUA